AUGAAUGCAGUCUCGAGCGCCAAGGUGGUCUCUCGGUUGUCUUUGGCAAACCUCUCUCGUGAGCCCGGCGUUGUUGGACUGCACCCAGGGUGGGGACGUCCCACGGGCACAGGGGAAAGCUAUGAUGCCGGAACAAUUUUUGCAUAUGGACAAACUGGAAUAGGCAAAACUUUUACCAUGGAAGGUGUUCGAGCUGUUCCUGAACUUAGAGGAAUCAUUCCAAAUUCAUUUGCUCACAUAUUUGGUCAUAUUGCAAAAGCAGAGGGUGAUACAAGAUUUUUGGUUCGAGUGUCUUAUUUGGAAAUAUAUAAUGAAGAAGUUCGGGACCUUUUGGGCAAGGAUCAGACACAGAGGUUAGAGGUUAAAGAAAGACCUGAUGUGGGAGUUUAUAUCAAAGAUUUAUCAGCUUAUGUGGUAAAUAAUGCUGAUGAUAUGGAUAGAAUUAUGACACUAGGCCACAAGAAUCGUUCUGUUGGUGCAACUAAUAUGAAUGAACAUAGUUCCCGAUCCCAUGCCAUCUUUACAAUUACUAUAGAAUGCAGUGAAAAAGGCACUGAUGGUAACAUGCAUGUCAGGAUGGGGAAGCUCCAUCUUGUAGAUCUUGCUGGUUCAGAAAGACAAGCAAAAACUGGAGCUACUGGACAACGCCUAAAGGAAGCUACAAAAAUCAAUCUUUCACUUUCCACCCUUGGUAAUGUAAUUUCUGCCUUGGUUGAUGGAAAAAGCACUCAUGUGCCAUAUCGUAAUUCCAAAUUGACUCCUCUUCUUCAGGAUUCUUUGGGAGGAAAUUCAAAAACCAUGAUGUGUGCAAAUAUUGGGCCAGCAGAUUACAAUUAUGAUGAAACUAUCAGUACAUUACGGUAUGCUAACCGUGCUAAGAAUAUUAAAAAUAAAGCUAGAAUUAAUGAAGAUCCAAAGGAUGCUUUGCUUCGUCAGUUUCAGAAAGAAAUAGAAGAACUGAAAAAAAAGCUUGAAGAAGGAGAAGAAAUAUCAGGCUCUGAUAUCAGUGGUUCAGAGGAGGAUGACGAUGAAGAGGGUGAGGUUGGAGAAGAUGGGGAGAAAAGGAAAAAAAGGAGGGACCAAGCAGGUAAAAAGAAAGUCUCCCCAGAUAAGAUGGUUGAAAUGCAAGCAAAAAUUGAUGAAGAGAGAAAAGCACUUGAAACAAAGCUUGACAUGGAAGAGGAAGAAAGAAACAAGGCUAGAGCAGAAUUAGAGAAACAGGAAAAAGAUCUUCUUAAGGCCCAACAAGAGCAUCAGUCUUUGCUAGAAAAAUUAUCUGCCCUGGAGAAGAAAGUAAUUGUUGGUGGGGUUGAUUUGUUGGCAAAAGCUGAGGAACAAGAGAAACUUCUUGAAGAAUCUAAUAUGGAACUGGAAGAAAGGAGGAAAAGAGCAGAGCAACUUCGUAGAGAACUUGAGGAAAAAGAGCAAGAGCGCUUGGAUAUUUGAAGAAAAAUACACCAGUUUGCAAGAGGAAAGACCAAGAAAUUAAAGAAAGUUUGGACUAUGCUGAUGGCUGCAAAGUCAGAGAUGGCUGAUCUCCAGCAAGAACAUCAGAGGGAAAUUGAAGGCUUACUGAAGAACAUUCGACAACUUAGCCGGGAGCUUCGACUUCAGAUGCUUAUUAUUGAUAACUUUAUACCUAAGGGUUACCAGGAAAUGAUUGAAAACUAUGUCCAUUGGGAUGAAGACAUAGGAGAAUGGCAGCUAAAAUCUGGCAAACAUACAGAGAUCCAGAAGAUUUUACAGGAGUUGGGAAUGAAAAGUAUUAUCUACAAUAUGGACCCUCAGGGCCCCAGUGAUGAGUUAUUCACCAUGGGGAUGAGAAACCUGGUACUUCAUACCGUUCCCCCAGCCCUCUUUAGGUCCCGAGUGACUAUUCUUGCCCCCGAUAUAAGGCAACUCAUUAAGUGA
Messenger RNA from Manis pentadactyla (Chinese pangolin), 1911 nucleotides. Its product is annotated as kinesin-like protein KIF3A. NCBI's taxonomy places the organism in Eukaryota, Metazoa, Chordata, Mammalia, Pholidota, Manidae. The record is from RefSeq and is a predicted model, not a curated record. Gene Ontology annotation, molecular function: ATP binding; microtubule motor activity; microtubule binding. The transcript is spliced from 3 exons. Gene Ontology annotation, biological process: microtubule-based movement.